Messenger RNA from Mycosarcoma maydis (corn smut), 654 nucleotides. RefSeq lists its product as uncharacterized. Gene Ontology annotation, biological process: Golgi organization; endoplasmic reticulum to Golgi vesicle-mediated transport; intracellular protein transport. Bases 1 to 654 code for a protein of 217 amino acids. Gene Ontology annotation, cellular component: COPII-coated ER to Golgi transport vesicle; endoplasmic reticulum-Golgi intermediate compartment; endoplasmic reticulum. The record is from RefSeq and is a predicted model, not a curated record. NCBI's taxonomy places the organism in Eukaryota, Fungi, Basidiomycota, Ustilaginomycetes, Ustilaginales. The transcript has a single exon.
AUGUUUGGCCGUGCACCUAUACUUGUGCUCCUCACCACGCUUCUUGUCCUCGCGCGCUCCGCAACCGCGCUCUACUUCUACCUCGAACCCGAUGUUCCGAAAUGUUUUCUGGAAGAGCUUCCCAAUGACACAGUCGUCGUGGGGCACUACAUGACCGAAGAGUGGGACACCACUCUGCAACGUUUCGUUGUCAAGGACGACAUGGGUGUUCACGUUACUGUUCGAGAAGUCAAAGACGACCACGUCGUCACCUCGUCCCGGGGUCCGCCCGAGGGCAAGUUCGCAUUCACCUCCCACGAAGCCGGCGAUCACCGCAUCUGUAUGCAGGCCAAAUUCGACGGUCGCACCGCCGUCCAAGUGCGAAUGCAUCUCGACAUUGUCAUCGGCGACGCCAAACCGGACAACUCCCACAAGGACAAGAGCCACGUCCAGGAUCUCGCACAGAGGGUCAGAGACCUCAAUGCAAAGCUGAGAGAUAUCAGAAAGGAACAGCAGUACCAGAGGGAGAGAGAGUCACAGUUCAGAGACCUCUCCGAAUUGACCAAUUCCAGAGCCAUGUGGUGGAGCAGUCUCCAGCUCGUAACCCUCCUUGGCGCAUGCGUCUGGCAAUUGAGACAUCUUAGAGGCUUCUUCGAGGACAAGAAGCUGCGCUGA